UACUUGACGGCGUUUGUUUUUUUGGCUCUGGAGGUGAGCGAGGUGUACAAGCUUCACCGCGAGACGUACCACCUGGCUCAGGACUACUUUGACCGCUUCAUGGCCACGCAGACCAACGUCUUCAAGUCCACGCUGCAGCUCAUCGGAAUCAGCUGCCUUUUCAUCGCAGCCAAAGUCGAAGAGAUGUACCCUCCCAAAGUGCACCAGUUUGCCUACGUGACGGACGAAGCCUGCACCGAGGACGAGAUCCUCAGCAUGGAGGUCAUCAUCAUGAAGGAGCUGAAGUGGAGUCUGAGCCCGCAGACGCCCGUCUCCUGGCUCAACGUCUACAUGCAGGUGGCCUACCUCAAAGAGUCGGACCAGCUGCUCAUCCCCAAAUAUCCGCAGGCCACCUUUACGCACAUCGCCGAG
Messenger RNA from Hippocampus comes (tiger tail seahorse), 411 nucleotides. Its product is annotated as G1/S-specific cyclin-E1-like. The transcript has 3 exons. The record is from RefSeq and is a predicted model, not a curated record. The annotation marks the transcript as partial. Lineage: Eukaryota; Metazoa; Chordata; Actinopteri; Syngnathiformes; Syngnathidae.